AUGGCCGACGCGUUCGCGGACGAAGUGGAGCCGACGAUGACGAUCAAUGAGUACAUCGAGGGCCUCGAGGCGGAGGAGCUGGUAGCCAUCAUCCGCCCCGCCGGUUCUUAAUUUGGUGAUGUGCUGCUAUCGAUUUCCCCCAAUUUAGCUGAACUGAACUUCUGAUUGUUGGGGAUUGAAGGAAGCUGAUCUGGUUCUCGGAGGGGAUGAGGGAAAGGAUUGCACCUAUCCGAACGGCUACAUGAAGAGGCAAGCAGUGUUCUCAUGCCUGACGUGUGUUCCCGACGGCAGCGCCGGCGUAUGCACCGCCUGUAGUCUAUCCUGUCAUGACGGCCACGAGGUAUAAACCAUAUUCCUCCUCGUUCUUCUCUUAUUCCUCAUCUGCCCUCCUGAAUCUGGUUUCUUAUUUCGACCAUAGCACAGCUUCACCGAUGCCAUUUAAACUUUCCUCGUUGGAGAGCUGAGCACAUCCCACUAAGCCAGAAAGAAACGGCGAACUCAUUCUCCUUUUAACCCAGCGCCUUCGUUGUUCUCGAUCGUAGAGAAACGUAAAGUCGCCAUUUGUAGGAGAAUUUGCAGAAGAAAUGGAAUCAAAGGAGAGCGAUUUGAUGUUACUCAACCGGUUGUCAGAUGUGUAGGCGCAUUUCUGCUUUAUAUUGUCGGCUCUUCCGAAACUGCUUCGAUCCUAUUUAGCUGGCAUAUCGGGGCACCUCUUUGGUUUCGUAUAUACGAUUACUGGUCUUUAUGAGGGCAGUGGAGUGAUAUGCUUUCCUCUUCAAUGGCUGCUCUCUUUGGGAUAAGCUUCUUGGUUGCUUCUAGUCUAUUUCAUUGGGGGUACCCAAGGAUUUUCUUGUGUUCCCUUGUCUGCUAAAUACAAUGCCAUCUCCACCUUGGAAGAAAAAGAAGGAGAAAAAAAGAAAAGGAAAACUGAACCACUAUCUGGUUUGUGCUUUCUGAGCUUGGAAGUCGGUUAUCUUGGUGGGGUAUGGGUUAUCAGAAGCCACAUAAACAGCGAUAAAUAUCUCACGGAACUGAUCUCUGGAAGAACCGCGAGCCCAAGGUCCUUGGGUUGAUGACCCUAAUCAUAUCUUCUUUUUCUUUCUCUCUGCAGCAGGUCAAUCGAGCAUUAUUUUGUCUUCCUAUCCUAAUUUCUCCUAUUCAGAUAUGCAGGAUUCUCAUGACAAAUGCUAAUCCCCAAACCUGUCGAUUUCUGGCUCAGCUAAUGAUCAUGUGUGUGUUGUGUUAAAAAAAAAAAAAGAAUUGACUGGGAAGAAGGGGGAGAUGUCGAUUGACAGGGAAUCAAUUUAUUCUAGAUAUGGGUUUGUUCUCGUGCCACAUAGUUGUUCAUCUAAAUACUCUUAUCUGAUUUAAUAACUCGUGUCGAUAAAGUUGUAGCCUUCAUUCUGCCUCAGCCAACUGAACUUGCUCUGAGUUAGAUGCAGUGCAUUCGGAGUCCAUGCAGUUUUUUCAUGAUCAGGGCUGACUAGUUUUUGAUUGCAUUAGAAAAGGAUGGAUACAGAUCUGGAUAGGAAAGAAGUAGGACUGGAUCAGCUGGUUUUCUGCUAACAGUACUGAUGUUGACAGAGCGAUUCUUGUGCCCAGGCCAGAAGAUGUAGACUAGGGUUGUCUACUGAACCUUUAGUUUUCCUCCUUUUUAUCGAAAAUUGGUAAAAAUAAAGAACGAAGAGGUUUUCUGGAGGCACGUUUGUGUGCGGAAAGAUAUUUUGUAAAUCUGAAUUGGAAGGAUUUUGUGGUUGCUUCAUCUUUGUGAGUCAUAUAUAUGCGUCCUUUUUGUGUAUGCCAAUUAUUGUGAUGGCACUGAUAUAUCAGACCACGGUGCAUUGAAGGACGUUGAUUCAGAAACUGAUGUAUCAGAAGCAAGCAAAAAAAACAGAUAUGGGAGCUGAAGGAGUGCUCAUGUGAAGAGAGAAAAUGCCAAUUCCCCAUGGUCAAAUGCGUAGAUCGAACUUAGGCUGAUCUCUAUUUCUGCGUUAGAAGCUUGCUAGUUUUUUUUCUUUUUGGUUUCCCGUGAGCUGGACGUAUCCCUCUCUCUUGGAAAACUUCAAGGCAUAGUACUUCCAGGCUCCUUUCCUAUGAGGUGUACCAUUUCUAUGGUCUAUCUUAGAUUAUCUGCAACCAGUGAAUGGAUGUCUACGCAAGGCGCCAUUUUCAACUUUCUGGCGUGUAGAAGCUUUUCAGCCUGCUUCACUCGUAGAUUCCAUAUCUUUGUCGCGGUUUAUGCCCAGUCUGUGUUCAUUAGUUUUCAUGUGUGUUCCUUGUGAAGAUAUGUACUUGAAAACCAGUUGUUGACCUGAACUUCUUCUGGCUGGACCAGGUCGUGGAGUUGUGGACGAAGAGGAAUUUCAGGUGUGAUUGUGGAAACUCAAAGUUUGGGGGUUUCUCCUGCAAACUUUCUCCGAACAAGGACCCAGAGAACAUUGGGAACUCGUACAACCACAACUUCAAGGGCUCCUACUGCAUAUGCGGCCGGCCCUACCCCGACCCGGAGGCGGAAGAGCAGGUUGAAAUGAUACAAUGCUGCAUCUGCGAGGACUGGUUCCACGAGAACCACCUCGGUCUCUGCUCUUCAGGAGAGGUUUCCUCCUCCCACUCCCUCGAAACCCUGCCAUUUUCCUUUUAUACACAUACAUAUAUAUAUAUAUAUAUGUAGGUACCGUAAAUUGCUUCUAUGAUGAGAGGGCUACUUCUGAAACUCUCUCAAAUUGACCCCAUGCUCCUGCUAGAUAUCAAUGGAAGUCCUUUCUGUAGAGUUUUGUGUGCGUGAUUAGAUCUGCUUCUAUGUUGAGCUCAUGCAAGUGUGCAUUUGCAUCCUCUUGUCGGGCUUUCUUUAAUUGGCAACUCCUUUUUUCCCGCAGGUCCCCAGAGAUGAAGAAGGAGAGCCCUUGUAUGACGAGUUUAUCUGCCAGAAUUGCUCUGUGCCUUGUUCUUUCUUGAAUCUGUACCCUGCCUCCAUCUGGGCACCGUCUAGGGUACAGGCACCAGUGAGAUCUGAGGUGAACGGUGAUGGGCCAAGGGUGAAUGAUGAUGCUUUUCAGGGUGAGAAGUCGGGAAAGGAAAUGGGCCCGGACAAGGGUAGUGUUGAGGGAAAAGGGUCGUGUACGGAGUGUGUUCUUGGAGUCAACUUGGAUGAGACGUCCCUGAGCGAGGAGAAGAAGCCCAUGUUUCUGUCCAAAAAGUGGAGAAAUGCCCUCUGCGAAUGUAGGGCCUGCAGUGAGUUCUACGCCAAGAAAGGCAUCAGCCAUCUUAUUGACAGGGAGGACUCCCUUGAGGAGUAUGAGAAUAUUGCGAAGAGGAAGAGGCAGGAGAAGAUGCAGGAGCAAGAGGGAGCCGAGUUGAACUUCCUCAACACCCUGAAUCACGUCCAGAAGAUUGAAAUCCUCAAUGGCAUUACGGACAUGAAGAAUGAGCUCCAGUCCUUCAUGGUAUUUUCUCUCUGCUCUGUUCUGCUGCAGUUCAUGCCGAAUGGUCACUCGAUGAUCUGAAAAUGUUCCUAUAUAUUCUUCCCAGUAUCUCUGACGUGAUGCAUCCACUGGAAAAGCCUGUCUUUUUUAUCAGGAUCUCAUGGGGGCUACUUGCUUUCUUGUCCAGGAAUCCUUCGAUCCGUCGAAACCGAUCACGUCCGCUGAUGUGCAGGGGAUAUUCGAGAACCUUGCCAAGAAAAGGCAGCGACUACUGUAA
Spirodela intermedia is the source of this 3699-nucleotide messenger RNA. Lineage: Eukaryota; Viridiplantae; Streptophyta; Magnoliopsida; Alismatales; Araceae. The record is from the annotation of a GenBank genome assembly.